AUGGACUUGUCCGCCUAUCUUACGAUGGCUUACAUCUUCGUCAACACCUUCAGGGGCAUGGCGGCCAGCGCGAAGGUCGCAGAGUCUCAGGGAGGUAAGAUACGCCCCGACAGGAUGCCGAACACUGCGUUGGGUAAAUUCAUCUCUCCUGUCCAUGGCCUCUCGUAUUUCCUCCCGCAACUCGCGAUUCUCGUGGGCAUGCCGUUUGCUGGGUUCGGGCAGCCACGAUGGAUGCGCAAGUGGGAGUUGCCGGAUUGUGGGAUCGGCAAAAAGGAGAGGAUGGGUCUGAGGGUGGCUGCUUGUGUGCUGUCUUUUGUCAUGGCACAUGGGUUUGUUAAGAGAGGAAACAAGGCGUUGGGAUCGCAAUGGCAUGCUAUCGGCCGUCGCGAAAAUACCAAGGUCGUCAAGGAUGGCCCAUACUCGGUCGUGAGGCACCCUGGAUAUUUGUCCGUGGUUAUCCAGCAAGCUUUGUAUGGCGUCAUGUUCUGGAACUGGUUCCCUGCGGCUUCGCUUCCCAUUACGGCCGCUGCAUUUGCUCUCAAGAUGCCCAUAGAGGAGGAGCUCAUCCAGCAAGACGUGUUUAUAGCUGAGGAUUACAGGCGGUAUAAGAAGGAAGUCCCGUAUCGCGUGAUCCCUUACCUUUGGUAA
This is a messenger RNA of Coniophora puteana RWD-64-598 SS2, 648 nucleotides long. RefSeq lists its product as uncharacterized. The coding region runs from base 1 to 648 and encodes 215 amino acids. Lineage: Eukaryota; Fungi; Basidiomycota; Agaricomycetes; Boletales; Coniophoraceae. Gene Ontology annotation, biological process: C-terminal protein methylation. Gene Ontology annotation, cellular component: membrane. The transcript is spliced from 4 exons. Gene Ontology annotation, molecular function: protein C-terminal S-isoprenylcysteine carboxyl O-methyltransferase activity. The record is from RefSeq and is a predicted model, not a curated record.